Messenger RNA from Ectocarpus sp. CCAP 1310/34, 2782 nucleotides. Lineage: Eukaryota; Phaeophyceae; Ectocarpales; Ectocarpaceae. The record is from the annotation of a GenBank genome assembly.
UGCUGUGGUGGUUGCACGCGAGGUUCACCAGCGCGUGCGCGCCAACAUCCUAUGCCCACAAGGUCUACCGCGUUCUCUUCUUUCGACGUGCAACCCCGAAGCGGCGAGGGGAUCAACGGCUCGCUCACGCCAGCCCGCCCACCCCGCCAAAACACCAAAAGCACCCACGGCAUUCCGAUCUACCCAUACGAUGCGAGCAACGAGAACGCUUCCCGGCAUGCUAGGCAAGGAGAUCGGGGCAGCGCCGGCCUCUCCGCCCACGUAGGGGAAGUCGUUGCCGGGGAGGGGAUGCCAUCGGGACUAAGGCAGGGAAGCCGGAGCAGCGACCCGCUGACUGGCUGUGCGGCAGGGAAGGGAGGCAUCAACCUGCAAGCGACGGAGGCAAAAAUCGAUGAGCUCGAACGAGGCGAGUUCGACCUCAAGCUCAAGCUGUUCUACAUGGAAGAGCAGCUGGAGUUGGCUGCCGGGGGGACUGACGUGCUGCAGCUUCACAAGGAAGUCAUGGAAGCGAAGCUGCACCGCGCACAGGCGGAGGAGAGGGCACGGGCUGCGGGGGACGCCCUGUCUGGACUGGAGGCCAAAUGCAGGGAGCUCCAGGCACAGGUGCGAGAUGUCGAAGCACAGAGGGCGAAGGACCGGGAGAACUGGGCCAGCCUCGAAGGGGAGAGCGAGACCAAGUUGAGAAAACACACGCAUCUCCUAGAGGAUGCUCUCCGGGCGGAGCGGGCGGAGAACCAACGGCUCCGUGCUGCGAGGGACAACCGGAGGAGAAGCUGGGACGUCCCUGGUGGGAGCGGCGAGCAGCAGCCGAGAGCGUCGCCGCGCCGAAGAAGCAGCGGGGAGUACGAGCAUGUGGACCAGGUGGGCCCUCGGCGCGUUGGCAACGGCAGCUGGGGAGGCCUUGCGCGUGAGCACCACGAGCACGAUCGACAGCUAGCGGCGAAGGUUCGAUCCCAAGAUUCCUCGCUCCGGUCAUUGCGCGCCGACGUUUCUACCCUCAGGAGGCGACUGAGGACACAGGCAGAGACACUGGUGAAGCAGAGAGAGGAGAACACCACCGUGCGCCGGGCGGCGGAACAGGUGGCUUGCGUUGAGGCGGAAGAGAUCGCGAGGCUUGCGGUAGACCUGGAGCGAGCAGUCCGCGCAGCGAACGCGGAGGCCGAAAAGCGCCGGCACGCGGAAAAAUGCCUCCAGGCUGCGGAAACACGCCUGCUGGACGCUACAGCUGGGUGUUCGCCACUUGUGCUACCACGGCCCGAGCGGGCGCGAUCCCCUCGUGCCUCUGCCGGUCGCGUCGAGGCACCGGCGCGAAGGGAGGCGGCGAGGGUGUGUCGCAAGCCGUUCGGGCCGCCCGCCGUGGAAGGUUGUACGCCACCGGGGUCUCCCAAGGGGGGUAGCGAAAAGGCUAGCGGCAGCUCCCUCCCUCCGUCGCGAGGAGCGUUGGGCAGCACCAUUGCCUCGAGGGGGAGGUCUGCCGCGGCGGCUCGGAGGAAGGACGAGGGUUCGAGUGCGGGGAAGGGGAGGUCCAAGAGCUCCCCUUCAAGAGGCCGGGACACGGAGACCAAGAGCAAGCGACGGCCGUGGGGGUCUUCUCCGCCACCAAGCCCUCCCCGUGGGGGCAGCUUUCUCGGCAAGCCGGCUAUUGGGAGCAAGCUUAACCCGAGUCGCCUUCGGCGGCCGGGAGACAACGAGGCUGAGCAGAAGCGAACCCCCCCGCGGCGGCGCCCUGGCGAGCUUAUCGGUGCCGCCAAGCGCGAGGCGGCCGGUUCGCGCGGCAACGGCACCGAAUCGCGUGGGGUUCAAACCGGGACAACUCAGAACCCGUCCGAUUUCUCCGUGGGUCCGCGGGAAGCGGAUUCUGCUGGCGAGUCGAGAAGAGGGGUGUUCACCACCGUCGAAUGGAGAGGUAGUACGGCUCCUCGCGUAGAUAAAACCGCGAAGCCCCGCAUAGAGGCAGCCAGCGCGGGGCGCGACCAAGGUAUUACGCCGAUGGCCGGGGGGAUAGCGGCGGCCAUCCGCGGUGUAGAUUUGAAGGCGACGAUCGCCCGAGAGCUGAGGGCCGCUGUCGCGACCACCCCCGCGUCGGCUGUAUCCUCUGAGAAUUUCAACGGCGGCGACGGCGGCGGGCAGAGAACGCCCGCCGGGGGGAGUGCGCCGGCAGGAGGAGACCGGCAGCGGGAGAAGGCCUUGGGAGAGUUGGACGAAGGGGACCUACUGAACGAGAUAUCGCGCGGCAGCGGCAAGUGCGCGUGGGCCGCCUUGAUACCUGACACGGUAGCGGGCGGCUUGUCUUCGGCGGCUAACGGCGGCCGGGCGUUGAAGAGCCGGGAAGUGGCCGAGCUUGAAUCGGACGUGCAGCACAUCUUUCAGUUCUUUGCUGCCAAGGAUGGCCGGAAGGGCUCGGGUUCAUUGCUUUCGAGAGCAAAUGGAGCGAAGGAAGGGGAAACGGACUUUUUGGAGGAUAUCGGAGAAACGCUGUUGUAGUCAUGGUGAUGAACGUUGUGACAGAGCUAGACCCGCCUUUAAUUUUCGUACAUGAUUAGAUAGCACAAUUCUCCUUUUGUCGUCGGUUGGCGUCGGAAAAGCCAAUCACCCGUAGCUCCAACUACACACCUGUUCUUGAAACGCGCUUCGGCGGCACUGAAGUAGUGUUGUGUUGUUAGUGCCGGGAAUUUUUUUUUGGGUUUGUCUUAAACGCGGAAGACUUGCAGGGGGGAACAAUGGACUAUCCAUGACCGGGCAACUGCUGUAUGAAUUCAUCUACUGGAGCUAAACCUGAGCC